Messenger RNA from Amoebophrya sp. A120, 4486 nucleotides. Lineage: Eukaryota; Dinophyceae; Syndiniales; Amoebophryaceae. The record is from the annotation of a GenBank genome assembly.
CACGAGAUCGAGGUGCAGUUGCGCACCAGCAUUUUCACCCAGCAGUGCCGUUUUGAAGACGGCGAAAAACAAGAUGCCGAUGAGGAAGACAACAGUUGCUGGAGUGAUAGACGUUCUACUUGGGGACGACGAUAAUGAUGCAGUGUCACAAAACAUGCUGUUCAAGCAGCACUAGUUCUUCUACUUGCAGCACAACGACACUUUUGCAAGUUCCAGAGAGAAGUUUUAGAACACCAUAUCAACAUCGUGAUGUUCAUCUUGUCCAGCACAUCUUCACGAAUCAACAGAAAUCUUGUUGCACUCCCGAUCAUGGCAGAGGCAGCAAGACCUGUCGUAUGACUAUCGUGCAAAAUAAAUUACGGGGUAAUUAUCCCAUGCCUGCAUUGCGACAAAAAAAGAUGUUGUCACAAGCACAACAGGUCGACGGAGGUGUCGCGCAGCGGAAAAAUUAUCCGCUGCUAACUGCAAACUCCGCAGCGCUCCUGAGUAAGCCCUUGCUUGAUGUCGACCAAGCAGGAGCCUCGCCAGAAACUAGACCACUUUUCUCGUCUACAAGCGACGAUGCAAGAGCAGCGACCGACUCAACCCGUUCCCGAAUUUUCAUCCGGGGCAUCUGUUGCGCCUCUGAAGUCCCCAUGUGCGAGCGGAUUCUGUACGCCAUGCCUUCCGUAACGUCCGUAAACAUCUCCGUCCCCCUCCGGGAAGCGACCAUCGAGCACAACGAGUACCUCGCGCCGGCCAAAACCCUGGUGGAUGCGCUGAACGAAGCAAAGUUGGACGCGAGUUUACUCCGGAAGAAAAGGGGCAGUAACAAGCGGAAUAAAUCCAACGUGCAGUUGACCGAGGAGGAGAAGGAACAGGAGAGGGACCAUGAUGAAUUUUUAGGAAUUAUCAGCACGACGACAUCGACAAACACCAGUCAAAGUCAAAAGUCGUCAGUAUUAACUUCUUCCUCUGCCGCAGAAGCCACGAGGAUUCUGUCGCUUUUAUUCUGGGGCGCGAAGCACGGGCCGAUGAAGCUCUACUUAGCGAUGGCGGCGUGGGGAGUUUUAGUGGUGGUGAAAGCGGGGCUUGUACCACUAUUAGUUGCUGAUGAAGGAACAUCAGGUACAAAUACUAGUACAACGCCAACCCUUCUAUUUUUCAUCCAAUACUUUUUCCCGCUUCUCGCUCUCCUCUACGCCGCUUCCGACGUCUACAAACGGGCAAUCGCGAGUUUCCCAACAUCUCUGGGCAUGUACAGCUUGCUGUCCAUCUGCUCUCUUGGGUCCAUCCCGCUGAACCAAGGCGAAGACGGGCUGUUACUCAUCUUCCUAUUCCUUCUCGCGGAGAACCUGCAGGCCCGCGUGGCGAAGGCGACGAUGGAGGUGUUGGAUGAGUCUCUGAGCUCGUCUUUGGGGCUUAAUAGUUCUUCAAAUGCCGAUGAUUCAUCAAACACGCCGAAAUACUUCGUGAACCAGGAAAUCCAACUCCGGAAGGGCAUGGCGAUCCCCUGCGACGGGGUUUUGAUCACAGAAGGGGUGAAAAUUUUCGUCGAUGAGUCGUUGUUGACCGGGGAAAUGCGGCCAGUGGUGAAGGAACUGAACUCCACAGAGAAGAAGUCCAGUAAGUUAAUCGGUGGAACCAUCGUUGUGUCGAUCGGGGAGAAGAUGAACAAGACCACUACUUCUUCCAGUCGUGCUAGUGCAACAGGAGCUACAACAGGAGGUACAAAGGACAGCAUCACAAGUAAAACCGACAAAAGAUCUACUUCGUCAUCAAAUAAAGGUGUCUACAUGCGCAUCACCUCCCCAAAAUCCGCUUCCCAGUCGGAAAGGAUACUGCAACUAGCAAGACAGAGCCUUUCCGAGAAGAACAACAGCCCGGCGAUGGAGAAGUUUCUGAACUUCUACACACCGUUCGUUUUCCUCCUCGCGGUGGUGAUUACGGGAUUGAAGCUUCUCUACUCCGGAUUGAAUAUUAACACGACUACAAAUAAUAUUAACCUCGUCCCUCAACUCGGCACCUUCUUUCUCACCUUCUUAGUCGGCGCCUGUCCCUGCGCGUUGAUUCUCGCCGGUCCGUUGGCGUUUGUGUGCGGUACCGUCGCCGCGUCUAGACGGGAAAUUUUGAUCAAAGACCCCUAUUCCUGCUUCGACCGGUUAGCGGGGAUUAGUAAGAUCUUCUACGACAAAACGGGCACUUUAACGCAGGGGCGGUUUCAGAUUUGCGACUUCCAGUUGGUUUGGACCCAGAAUACCAAGCCGGGAUUCCAAUCGAAGCACGCGUACAGUUUGAAAGACGUUUUGCAGUUGAUUUAUCUGAUAGAAUCGGAACAGACGAGCGUCCACCCUUUGGCGCUAGCGUUGACGCAAUUCUGCAAACGGAGAUUGGCGCUAUUGGAGGAGGGGGAUGAUGGAAAGGAUGCUACCGGCUACGGCCUCAACCACAACCAAAUUAUCGGGAAGAACAAGCAGUUCAUGCUUUCCGAAGAUGACAACAUCGAGGUGCUGCGGGGCCGCGGGGUACAGGCGGAGGUGGACAUUUCGAUGUCUGGGACGGGGAUCGACGCCUUCACAGCAAAUGUCAUGAUCGGGAAUUACACACUUGCGAGAGAAAGAAAUUGGCUGUUACCAUCAAAUAAUACCUCGAGCUCGACGAUGAUGAACAAUAAUAUGAACCAGCAACAAAUAUCAAACAGUUCUUCUACUUCUGCGCACAACUACCUGGGCAAGCUCUUUGUCGCAGUCGAUGAUGUGGUAAUCGCCGAGUUCUCCGCUUUAGAUCCUUUACGGGAAGAGGCCGGGACCGCAUUGAAGUUUCUCGGAAAGGAGUUCAAAAUCAACGGCACCAUGCUCACGGGGGACCAAAAAGAGAUCGCCGGGCAGAUCGCGCAACAACUGGUCAACAAAAUUCAGCAGCCCUUCACGGUAUUGCCGCAGUUGUCGCCAUAUGCACUGCAAAAGUAUCGCACUAGCAUAAAUCGCAUGACAAAUGUCCUCAGCAUGAGAAAUGGAAUUUGUGAUGCGGAUUUGACUUGACAAAAAAACUUGUAAUGCAUGAUAGCGAUUACUACGAGUGCGAUACUUUUGCAAUGCAUACGCCAGAGGAUAAAAUGAAAGCCAUCGCGCUCGUGCAGACGCAGCCGAAUGUUGGAGGUGGAGUAGUGGCUGCUGGAGGUAGUUCUAACGCCGGGCACUACGUUAGUCUACCCGACCACGACCGGCACCGGCACGACAGCAGCACAACUACAAUCGCCUCUAAACUGGAGUUCCUCCGGAAAUUCCUUAAAACGGCGAUUUUCGUGUUCGGGGGGAAAAACAACUCCGCGUUGUACGCAAGUCAUUCCCUGUGGACGAUGAACAGCGGGAGUGGAACAACAUCUGCGUCAGGUAGCAGUUCCUCAACAAAUAAGCGCCUUGUCGCGAUGGUCGGCGACGGGAUCAACGACUCUCUCGCCCUGACCAAAGCCGACGUGAGUUUCUCCAUGGCGGCCUCCGGAACCGCUCUCGCCGUGCAGUCGAGUGAUAUCGCGUUGUUCGACUCUGAUUUGCGGAGCAUCCCAUUCUCCGUCUUGCUCGCGAGAAAAACGGUCCAGAAAUUCCGGCAGAACUUGUUACUGGCAAUUGUCGGGAAAUUGGCCUUGGUGUUGAUUUUACUCUUCAAUACAAUGGUGUCCGAAGCGACGACGACAAAUUUUUCCGUGUUCACCCUGGCGAUCUGCCUGGAUUUCCUGACGUUGUAUCCUGCGCAAAAGCUAUCGUACUCGUAGUAAUUGCGGUCAUGCAUUACAAAUCUUCUUAUUAAGACAAAUCCGCAUUACAAAUUCCAUUUCUAAUGCUGAGCAAAUUUGUAUAUGCGAUUUCUACUAGUACGAUGUUUUUGCAUUUCAUACGUUGUUCGCAGUGUUGAUGAACUCGGUGAGUCUGUUGGGGUUUGAAGGGCCGGUGGAGUUGCAGAAAUCGAACAUUUAUGCCUUGCAAAAGGAAAAGUAUCGCCCUAGUACAAAUUGCAUUACAAAUUAGAAUAGCGCGUCGACAGAUGGAAUCUGUAGUGCUGUUUUACCUCAGGAAGAAGAUUUGUCAUGCUGUACUGCAAUUAGUACGAGUGCGAUACUUUUGCAAUUCAUCACACUGCAGGGGUUGAUUUCUGUGCGGCGGAAGAGGAGAAAAAGUCGGCAAUUGAGGUGUAGCUGGAGCUGCUGCAAGUGUAACGCGGAUCAAAUCUUUGCAAGGGCGGAGGUGGAGGCGAAGUAAUCCUAAUCGCCAUGAUCAUGCGAUGCAUAUACGCGAAUAUGUUGAAAAAUUACUUGCAUUCCAAUCUACUGCAGUGGAGGAACAAAAAGGUAGUACCACUUGCAAAAAGACAUGAUAAGAAGCGACCCAUCAAAAACCCAUGAAAAUCUUCAUCCCAUCGUAUUGAAAUUUGAACGAUAGUUGUAGCACGAGCUGCGCACUCACUCUUGGCUACAGAGAACUACUUUUGACGACACAAGAGGAAGGCACAU